Thelazia callipaeda (thelaziosis nematode) is the source of this 315-nucleotide messenger RNA. The record is from the annotation of a GenBank genome assembly. NCBI's taxonomy places the organism in Eukaryota, Metazoa, Nematoda, Chromadorea, Rhabditida, Thelaziidae.
AUGGAGUCAGCAUCGCACACUAUUUUGCUUAUUCAGCCUGUCUCACGCGUUGAGUCACGAACGUGGUCUGAUUAUGAAACAACCGUUGAUUGCAUGGAAGGAAUAUGCAAGAUUUUCGAGGAACAUUUGAAAAAGUUGAAUCCCAACUCUGCAUCAAUUACGUAUGAUGUGCAGAAUUUGUUCGAAUUCAUUGAUCGCCUCUCCGAUUUAUCAUGCUUGGUUUGGGAUAACACGGUUAAAUCUUAUCUUCCACACAAUAAGGAUUGGAUAAAAGAACAGAUCUACAUAUUGCUUCGAAGGCAAGCUGCUAAAUGA